Messenger RNA from Siniperca chuatsi (mandarin fish), 1557 nucleotides. RefSeq names its product NK1 transcription factor related 2-like,a (gene nkx1-2a). Gene Ontology annotation, cellular component: nucleus. Bases 96 to 941 code for a protein of 281 amino acids. NCBI's taxonomy places the organism in Eukaryota, Metazoa, Chordata, Actinopteri, Centrarchiformes, Sinipercidae. The record is from RefSeq and is a predicted model, not a curated record. Gene Ontology annotation, biological process: regulation of transcription by RNA polymerase II; cell differentiation. Gene Ontology annotation, molecular function: DNA-binding transcription factor activity, RNA polymerase II-specific; RNA polymerase II cis-regulatory region sequence-specific DNA binding. The transcript has 3 exons.
GCUUUAAAGACCGCGCUCCGGUCAUUUCAUUCACGCUGCAAGACUGACAGAUAGAAGCAGAGGAGCGAACACUCCGAGGGAUCAUCACGGGUUUGAUGAAGCUUGAAGAAAAGAAGAUGCUGGACCCCAAGGACUGUGGAAUGACAAUGACGUCCAGCCAUAAGAUUUCAUUUUCUAUAAUUGAUAUAUUGGAUCCGAACAAAUUCAACAGCAAAAGGGUAAACGAACUUUCCAUCGUCAACGAGAAGUUUCCUGUGCCAAAUGCAGAAGGAACAAGUCUGAAGUCGGGCAGCACUGCGGGCGGAGACUUCAGAGUUGAACGCACGAAAGCAGGGGAUGAAACAGGAGAUGAACACACUGCGGCCUCCAUGCAUCAUGCAGUUGUCGCUGACCCCCUUCUGCUGCCCCCACCGGCUGAAACAGAGCUCUGUCUCACCGGCGAGCAGGACGAUGGAGAGUCAGCGGUCAGCCUGCAGGACCCGUCACCGCACAAGCGGCGGCGCCUGGACCAGGUCUGCGCCAAACCACGGCGCGCCAGAACAGCGUUCACUUACGAGCAACUGGUGGCUCUGGAAAACAAGUUCCGCACAACUCGCUACCUGUCUGUGUGCGAGAGACUAAACCUGGCCCUGUCCUUGAGUCUGACCGAAACCCAGGUGAAAAUUUGGUUCCAGAACAGGAGGACCAAAUGGAAAAAGCAGAACCCCGGGGCGGACAGCACCCUGCAGCCCGUCUCCAACUCCCUGGUCAACGCCAAUCCAAACCCGCCCACCUGUGGGUCAAACUCCGCCAGCUUCCACCAAACUUUCCCCAACUUCAGCUCUGGGAAUGUGAUCUUCCACACGGCCGGUGGUGUUCCGCUUUCCUCCACUGGAGGGCUCUUGCAUCCCUUCAUGUCCAGUGGUUUCGUCCAGCCGACUUAUUUUAAUCCACAUCUAUGAAAGAAGCCAAGACGGACAUGUUGCAGCUGGUGAUGCUUUUGGACAAAUCUUUACGGGAACAAAAUAACUAUUCACAGCUGAACUUACUGCCCAUCAUUGUAACUGUUGCUUUAAUGCCAUAUCAUGUUCUACAAACUGAGGACAAAAAAGGAAUCUGUUUGAACAUUACCAUAUUGUCCAACUGGUUUACCUUGAAGGGAGUUUAAACCUUAUUAAAGUUCAAGUAGGCUAUUGCCUGUCUCUAAUCUUUAGCCAUGGAUCUUUUCCAGUAGGCUACUUCAACAUCAGAACAAAAGGCCAAAUAAGUGAUCUGUGACUGAGCACAAUCAUUAUUAAAACAUUUACAGUGUUCCUUAUAGUUCUAUCAAAAGACUGCACCACUAUGCACUGAUUGUCAGUCCUUGUGUUUGCUGAAACACCUGCUCACACUAUGUAUUUGACAGCUCAUAAAGUAUCAUUUUCUGCAUCUGUGUAUUGUCUUACAUCUCAAACUGUGGCAUAUUGCAACCAUCCAAUACCCAGCUGUGAUCCUACCUCUCAAAGGCUUGCACGGUUUAUGUCUGUUGCCAUUUAUACAACAUUAUCAGUGUAACUUAAUUAAAAAACAUAAAACAUC